This is a messenger RNA of Macrosteles quadrilineatus (aster leafhopper), 3789 nucleotides long. RefSeq lists its product as uncharacterized. The record is from RefSeq and is a predicted model, not a curated record. The transcript has a single exon. The coding region runs from base 1 to 3789 and encodes 1262 amino acids. NCBI's taxonomy places the organism in Eukaryota, Metazoa, Arthropoda, Insecta, Hemiptera, Cicadellidae.
AUGAAGAGAAAAACUUGUGACAAGUGUAAAAAGACUAUUUCAUCAAAAAACUUUUCGCGUCACUUGAAAAAAUGUUUCGGGGAACAAGUAAACACCAUCGAACCCCAGAGGCCAUGUGAUUUUUGUGGAACAUUGAUUACACUAUCACAUAGGACACGUCAUCUUAAGCGUUGCAGAGUGAAAAGUGAAAGUGAAUAUGCACCAGCUCCAAAGAAACUACGUCCAGCGGAUACACAACCAUCGACCAGCAUCACCCAACCUACUGCCAGCUCCAAUAUUGAUAACAUCAGAUCAUCAUUACUCAUCGAGGACCCUAACAACGCUAAAACCAAAAAUCCUAAACAAAGUUUGAAAAUAAUUGAAGUGGAAAAGGCGUUCAAGAACAGGAUGAAAACAUAUUUAAUUGAAAAUAAAUCACCCAUUAAAGAUACAAAGCAGUUUUUUCAACUUUCAAGAAACUUACUAAGUGAUAAGGUGCGUGAAAACUUGCAAAAGCACAACAUUAAAAUAAACUUUGUACUCUUGACUGAAUACAAAAAAAUAAGUAACGAUGAAGAAAUUAUGCAAGAAAUGAACUUCAAAACAAAAAACGUAACGUUAUAUCCUACUGAUGACAUCGAAGAACAGCUGCGAAGAAAGGAGGAAAAGAUUUUGAAAGAGAUGGAGGAAUUUCAAUCGAAAGGGUCGGGCUGGACUCUAAGUAAAAUUAUUAACAUUGAACUACGAAUCAACCGCUAUGUUCCUCUGAGAGGAUCGUCCUACAUCGAUUUACCGACACCAUUAAAACUAAAGAAAGCUAUCAUCAAUAUUCAAAACAACGACUAUAAAUGUUUCCUGUGGUCAGUGCUCGCAGCCAUUCAUCCAGUAGGGUUUAACGAGAACCCACAUAGAGUACAUAACUACAGACAAUAUGAACACGAGUUUGAUAGUGUUCUACAAGGGAUCGAAUUUCCGAUAGAUUUAAACAAUGUGAAGUUGUUUGAAAAGCGAUCUGGGAUAUCUAUCAAUGUAUACAGCUAUGAUGAAAAAUUUACAGUGUUCCCCCUACUUACAACCAACGAAGAAAAGGAGCUACAUGUAGACUUGCUUUACUUAAAAGACGGAAGAAAUUCACAUUAUUGUCUAAUUAAUGACCUUAGUAGACUCGUGCGCUCACAAAAAACAAAACACGAGAAUCGUAUUUGGCUAUGUAGGAGAUGUUUAUUACACUUUGGAACAGAAGAUUUGUUGGAGAUGCACAAGGAAUAUUGCAAAAAACAUGAACCAGUAAAAAUUAUAAUGCCGAAUGAAGGAGAAGUAUUGAAGUUUAAGGAUUACAACAGAAGUAUGAGAGUGCCAUUCACAAUAUAUGCUGACUUCGAAUGUAUGCUCAGCAAAAUACAGUCUACCAGCAAAGAAGAAGAAGACACGACAGGAUCGUACACGAAGAAAUACCAGAAACAUGAUGCAAUUAGUUUUUCUUAUUAUAUAGUAAAUGAAGAACACAAUUAUGGAACGCCAGUAACAUACUUUGGCGAGGAUGCACCCCGCAUGUUUGUAGAUAGGAUGCUCGAAGAGACGAAGAAAAUACGACAUCUAUAUUCUAAAGAAGCUGUCAAACCCAUGAUACUUUCAGAGGAGAAUCUUACUACUAUUUCAAUGGCUACUCAAUGUCACAUUUGUGGAGGAGAGUUUACAACACAAGAUCCAUUAGUUAGGGAUCAUGAUCAUCUGUCAGGAAAAUUCAGAGGUCCUGCACACAAUAGCUGUAACUUAAACUUUAAAAAACCAUCAUUUAUCCCAAUAUUUAUCCAUAACCUUUCUGGUUACGAUACUCAUAUAUUUAUUAAAAUGUUUGGAUUAAACAAUGAGACCAUCGAUGUUAUCCCUAACAACGAAGAACGAUAUAUUUCAUAUACUAUUCAUGUGAAAGGAGGUAUUGAUCUGAGAUUCGUAGAUUCAUUGAAAUUCAUGUCGAGUAGCUUGGGGGAACUAGUCAAAAACUUGACACCCUCUCAGUUCAAACAUACAUCAAAAUACUACUCAGGUAAACAGCUACAACUCCUGCUUCAAAAGGGUGUGUAUCCAUAUGAUGCAAUGGACUCAUUAGAUAAAUAUGAGCGUACAUCAUUACUACCAAAAACGGACUUUUACAACAAGUUGACCAUGUCUGAAAUUAAAGAAGAAGAUUACCAGCAUGCAAGUGAGGUAUGGAGGACUUUUGAGAUAAAGAAUAUGAAGGAAUAUACUCUCUUGUACAACAAGUCAGAUGUAUUGCAGUUAGCCGACGUCAUGGAAAAUUUUAGGAAUGUGUGUAUGCAGACCUACAAGCUCGACCCUGCAUGGUAUUAUACAGCUCCCGGACUAGCGUGGAGUGCCAUGUUCAAGACUACCAGGAUAGAACUAGAACUUUUAACUGAUUACAACAUGAUUUUGAUGAUUGGCAACGGAAUUCGGGGAGGUCUAUCACAAGUUUCAAACCGCUACGCAGCCGCCAACAAUAAAUAUAUGGAUGAGAAUAAUUAUGAUAAAGAUACUCCUUCAUCAUACCUAACAUAUCUUGAUGCCAACAACUUAUAUGGAUGGGCAAUGUGCCAACACAUGCCAUAUGCAGAAUUCAAAUGGGUUGAAGAUGCCCACCUUAUUGACGUAACAAAGGUUCCCGAUGAUAGUGACAUUGGAUAUAUCUUAGAAGUGGACUUGGAGUAUCCAAAAGAAUUGCACGAUCUACACUCUGAUUUCCCCCUAGCACCUGAACGCCGAAUUCCUCCAGGAUCCAGACAAGAGAAAUUGCUAGCAACAUUAUACGAUAAAGAAAAAUACGUCACACACUACAGAAACCUAAAACAAUAUAUGUCUCUCGGUUUGAAAGUAAAGAAAAUCCAUAGAGCAAUCAGCUUUAAACAAAAGAACUGGCUCAAACCCUACAUAGAUUUGAAUACCAACAAGAGAACAAGUGCUACAAAUCAAUUUGACAAGGACUUUUACAAACUAAUGAAUAAUAGUGUUUUUGGAAAGACGAUGGAAAAUGUUAGAAAUCGAGUAGACAUCCGGUUGGCAACGAAAGAAAAACAAGUAGACAAGUGGUUGGCACAACCCAACUUCAAGAGGAGAACGAUUUUUACAGAUCAACUGGCAGCUCUCCAUAUGAGUAAAACAAAACUGUUAUUUAACAAACCUAUUUAUUUGGGUAUGAGUAUCUUAGAUAUAUCAAAGACGCUAAUGUACGAUUUCCACUACAAUGUAAUAAAAGCUCGAUACAAGGACAAAGCUCAAUUACAAUAUACUGAUACAGACAGUCUGACCUAUCACAUACAAACCGAGGAUUUCUAUGAUGACAUGAAGAAGAUGAUAAAUUACUUUGACACUAGCGAUUAUCCACCAAAUCACCCCUGCUUCAGCACCACAAACAAGAAGGUUAUUGGAAAAUUCAAAGAUGAACUCAAAGGAAAAAUCAUGUAUGAACACGCAGGGUUAAGAUCAAAGAUGUAUGCAAGCAGAUCUGAAGAUGAACAUCUCAUAAAAAGAUGUAAAGGUAUAACCAAAUCAGUAGUGGAAAAUACCAUAUCUUUUCAAGACUAUAAGGACUGUUUAAAAACACGUGUUGACCGGUAUUGCAAGAUGAAUAUGAUAAGAAGCUACAAGCAUGAUUUAUACAGUGUUGAGCUAAACAAGAUUGCAUUAUCAGCUAAUGAUGAUAAAAGAUACAUCUUAUCCAAUGGGAUAAGCUCCUUACCGUGGGGACACUCAAAAAUCCCACAAGAAGAGUUCGUAGAGAUGGAAGAAGAACACUCACUUUCGACAGACUAA